Acanthopagrus latus (yellowfin seabream) is the source of this 1863-nucleotide messenger RNA. RefSeq lists its product as uncharacterized. The record is from RefSeq and is a predicted model, not a curated record. NCBI's taxonomy places the organism in Eukaryota, Metazoa, Chordata, Actinopteri, Spariformes, Sparidae. Bases 580 to 1233 code for a protein of 217 amino acids. The transcript has 14 exons.
CUUUUUAUCACCCGGCGACGCUCUGAGGUGUCACAGUUACAUCUCCUGAUUGGUUCGAGGCGUCGGUGUGAAACUUGUUCCUCGGUCUCCACCACCAGUUGCAGAUUGCAGUUGAAAGAGGACAGUUUGAUCAGCCCACACACUGUGAGUCACCUGGCUGAGGGCCGUCCUGCGUCCGUCUGGAGGAAGGUGACCAGCGCCGGUGGUCCAUCAUCUCCUUCCUCGUAGGAAUCGCUGAGGAAGACCACACGAGAUCAGAGGACGUGUGGCGGGAGGUGAGACUGAACCCCAGCGAGGUGAUUGGGUGCAGCGAUGACAGAGGAGAGUCAGUGACGAAGAGGGAGGGAGGAAAGACUCGAGAUCAAGAUCAUCAGAGAGCGAAGACGUCCUCAGACAUGGCGGAUGUUCGGUUACAGUAGUCGCCUCAUGUGGACCAGAAACUGUCGGGGGACACGAGAGCAGCAGCAGGCCCCGAACCUUCACCCGUCCUCCUCGUCCUCCUCGUCCUCCUCGUCCUCGUCUCUCCGCUCGCAGCUCGUCCUCAGUCGUUGAGACGUGUCGCUCCUCCUCAGGUGAAACAUGGCCGUCACCUGGCUCCUCAUCGUCAUGGCGGUCGCCAUCUUCGUCUCCAUGGUGCUGCUGGCGGUGGUGUGUGUGCGCUGCAGGAACGACGGGCCUCUGGUGUCCAUCAGACAAGCGUCAGAGGAAUCCACUGAAUUCAGAGUCAUCCAUCCAGCCCAGCCGACAAUCGGUCGUAACUCCGUCCAUCCUUCCUCCAACCUGCUGUCGCCUUUCUCUAAUUCAGUUGAUCUGGGAACUCAGAGGAAACACAGAUCGUUCACCACAGAAACUGAGAGUAAUCCCAGUUAUGAGAAUCCAACUGAUGGACCCGACUACAUAAACGAGAGCGAUGGAGAUGAAUCAGGAUACAUAGUCGUGCUGCCUGAAGGUGAAGCUCGUCCGACCGAUCAGAGCCGACCCUCGACGCCCAGCUCAGAUAAUCUACAUGAUUAUGAAAACAUCCCAACAAAGGAAGGCGCAGCUCCGACCAACAAAUCGUCGGGCAGCCCGAGUCCGACCCGGCUGUCCGAGGACGGAGAAGACGACGACCGAGAAUAUCUGAAUGUGGAACCGCUGCACUUUCCAAAACCGUCUCCUGACACCGACACCGACACCGACACCGAGGACGACGACGAGGGGAACUACGUCAACGUGAACGACAGCAGCGCCUGAACGACCUCGGCCGGGUUCCUCCUCCACCUGUGACUCCUGACGGUGUUUAAUCAAAGUGUUCAACUGAGAAAAGAAAGUGAUUCGUGUCAGAGGUGCUGAAGGUUCUGCUCAGGAUCGGGUCUCAUCACUUUGUCUGGUUUGUUCUUCUUCAUCAGAGUCCUUAAAGCCACAUCUUUAUCUUCCACCCAGCUGAGGACAGACACUCAUCAUCUAUCACCAGUAAUUAUCUCCAGCUGUCUGUUUUAAUUAUGACGUUAACGACCUACAACAGUCAGACGUCACUGAACGUCGCUCUGGUCCAGAACCGGUUUCUUCUGUACUUUGAUUUUCUCUCUUUCCUCUGACAGAACGACGCGUCUGUUCACUUCCAGCUUUACUUUCAUUUACUGACAAGUCCUGAGAAUGUCUGAGCUCACAAAAUGUUUGUUUUUCACAGUGUAUUUAUGUGUUGUUGUUGUUGCUGCCAUGGUUACUGUUGUUGUUGCCAUGGUUACUGUUGUUGUUGCCAUGGUUACUGUUGUUGUUGCCAUGGUUACUCUUGUUGUUGCCAUGGUUACUGUCGUCUCUGGAUCUGUGUGAACUAGAUUUUUUUUUUAAAACAACUACAAUUAAACUUAAAAAGAAAUGUGA